Eptesicus fuscus (big brown bat) is the source of this 2504-nucleotide messenger RNA. RefSeq names its product coiled-coil domain containing 38 (gene CCDC38). Gene Ontology annotation, cellular component: centrosome. Bases 166 to 2052 code for a protein of 628 amino acids. The record is from RefSeq and is a predicted model, not a curated record. The transcript is spliced from 17 exons. NCBI's taxonomy places the organism in Eukaryota, Metazoa, Chordata, Mammalia, Chiroptera, Vespertilionidae.
UCCGGGAUCCCUUCGUAGGGUCCCCAGAUGAAGGGGGACCGGGAUGAGGGAGGAUAGAGACUAGAGAAUCGACUGGCACCUCCGCCCACCUUCCCCGAAAUCCUUUCUAGAAGGAUUGAUCGAAAAGGCUACUGGAUCCAAACCCCUUGAGGGCCAGGAGACAAAAUGUCAUCAUACUUUUGGCCGUUAUCACUGAAUUCUGAAGAUAAAAUAAACGAUGACUCAAUCAAAAAGGGAAAGCCAUAUAAGAUCUUUUUCAGAGAUCUCUUUCUUUUCAAAGAAAAUGAAAUAGAGGCAAGGAGGCAGGAAAAAGCCCUGAACCGCAGCGGGAAAUUGCACCAAAAGUCGACGUUUUCAUCUCGAAUGAAGAGUCGUUCACACCUGAGCGAAAUAGCCUACGCUGACGCAGCUGCUUCCUCGUUUGAGAAGUUUGGGCUGGAUCCCACCCUGGUUCUCAGAAUCACAGAAGGUGCAGACGCAAAAAGGUCUCUCCAUGAAUUUAUUAAUGACCAGAGAGGCAGGUUUCUGCUCCAGUAUGCUGUGCAAACCAAAAAGAAUACAAUCACCAGGUAUGAUAAGCACAUACUGACGAAGGAACGGCAAAUCCUCAGGGCAGAAACAAAGCUCCAAGAAGACGCAAUUGCCUUUGAAGAGUUCCUUCGAGAAAAUGACCAGAGAUCCGUAGACGCCCUUAAAAUUGCAGCACAAGAAACUAUCAACAAGCUCCAAAUGACGGCGGAGCUCAAGAAGGCGACCAUGGAGGUGCAGGCGGUGAAAAGUGAAAUAUCAAAAACAGAAUUCCUCCUUAGAGAGUACAUUAAAUAUGGACUUUUUCUGAUGAAAUUGUCUCCAAAACAUUGGCAAAUCAGGCAAGCGCUGAGAAGGGUGAAGAUGUCAAAAAGCAAAGAAAAUAUAGAGGAAAAUCUUUCCAAAAUAUUAACAAAAUUCAGGAAAAUAGACUACAGUGAGAGCUCCCGGAAGAUAUCAGUUUCAGGAGAACAUUCCCGGGGAAGAAGUAGCUCAGCCGGAAAACAACGCAAGAAGCGCUCUCCUACCUUAGAGAAUGGCGAAUCACCCUCAUCAGACCAAUCUGAAAGUUCAGAAGACAGUUUGGAAUGCUUGAUAGAUGAUGAAAUAGACUAUGAACUGGAGCCAGAGAUUUAUUUCAAAGAACCAGAAGAGCUACUUCAAGUCCUCACGGAGCUGGAGGAGCAGAAUCUGACCUUGGUACAGUAUUCCCAAGAUGUAGAUGAAAACCUCGAAGAAGUGAAUAAAAGAGAAAAAUAUAUACAGGAUAAAAUAAAUUCAAACAUUGAGUUCCUUUUGGAGCAGAAGGAAGUGCUUAAAGAGAACUGCGUGAGAGAAGAGGAAAAAGCAGCAGAACUGGAGUUAAGGUCCAGGCUAUUUAGUUUUGGAGAAUUUAAUUCAGAUGCCCAGAAGCAGGCAUUGGGGCAGAAUGCUAUCUGGAGACAGCUUAACCUUGCCCAGCAGUUUAUUGAGACCCUCUUAGCUGCGAAUGCCGAGCCCCCAGACGAGAAAGAGGAUGAAAGUUAUCUUUCGGUCCCGAAACACAUCCCGAAACACGUUACCUACAAGCUCGAGCAUAUCAACUACGUGUUAAAACGGAGGAAUAGCCAGGAAAAACUGAUAGAGUCUCUUAGUAAAAAAAUAAAUCAAGUAUACAAAUUCUGCAUCGGAGAUGGUGAGGUUGGCAGCCUCAACCCAGUCCAAAAGCUGGUAAAAGUAGAGUCUCGCCUGGUGGAACUGAGUGAUCUCAUUGAUUCCAUUCCCAAAGAAAAUGUGGAGGCAAUUGAGAGGAUAAAACAAAAAGAACGACGGCAAAGGUUUCGUGAAGAUAAAAUGAGAGAAAAACAAAAACACCAAGAAGAAAGGCUAAGAGCUGCUCUGGAAAGAGCAGUAGCACAACCAAAGAAAAAGGUGGGAAGAAGACUUGUCUGUCGUUCAAAACCUACAACUGGUAACAAACAUCAACUACGUUUAGUCAGGGAUACAAGAGCAAAAUCAAUAGAGGAAGAAUAUUUUUUCACUUGAAUUAGAAGCAGUAAGGCCAAAUGUUUUAAGCAUAUUUUAAAGAUUUUGGUUUACAGUAAUCAAAAUAUUCUCCCCCAUAUGCUUACCUAAUCAAUGUGAUGAACACAUGCCCUUGUUCCAAAGGUUAUAGGAUUGGAAAUGGGGAAUUACUUUCUUUUGUUGAAGGCUUUUUAUUAUCCAUUGCCUAAGUAUUAUUCUAAAUAUUAUACAUCUAUACUUUGAUUUGACUGAGUUGGGGAUACACAUCCAAAGUUAUUUUAUUGAUGUAACUAUACGGUUAAUGAUCAUUAAACUGCAAUAGUGGCAUCCUCUGACAACAUGAGACUUUGAAGUUAUGUCUCAGAACAUAAUUGUGAGACUGGUUUUUAAUUCUUAUUAAGUACUGUUCAGAAACUUAAUCCUCUUAAAUGAACAAAUCUUCAACCUAAAUGUCAGUUCCCAAUUUCUGUUGU